Plasmodium vivax (malaria parasite P. vivax) is the source of this 156-nucleotide messenger RNA. RefSeq names its product variable surface protein Vir29, truncated, putative. The annotation marks the transcript as partial. The record is from RefSeq and is a predicted model, not a curated record. NCBI's taxonomy places the organism in Eukaryota, Apicomplexa, Aconoidasida, Haemosporida, Plasmodiidae. The transcript has a single exon.
UAUACUCCCGCUGGAAACUUGAUAAACAAAUUAUUAGGAAGAACAAGGAUGAAUCAUAAUCCAUUGACGGAAGAACAAUUAAUGAAUAAUUUUUACCAGCCUGAAGGAUUCAAUUCAGAAAGAAGCGGAUAUAAUAUAUCGUAUCGUCCUGUAUAA